AUGACUCUUGCCCGGCCGGCAAGAUGUCUGUUCUGCAGCUUCUCCCGUGCUGCCACUCCGAUCACGCGAGUUCCCCGUCGCCAAUUCCACCCGACACCGGCAUCAUUGUCGAAGCGGACUCCGAAGUUCCGUAACAUCAAGGCCGCUCCGUACACCGAGGAAGAGCAGGCCAAACUGGCCAAGGUGUACUCGUCCGAGCAAUUGGAGGCCAUCAAAGCCGGCGAGGCCGCCAUCGACCCAGAGGACUUCGCCGAGCAAUUCCACGAGCGUGCCGACCCGUUGGCAUUCAAGUACCUAGACGACUUCUCCGUGAUCGAGCCCAGCGUCGACCGCAAUGUUCGCGCCCCCAAGUCGAACUCGGACUACAACAUGAAACUCAAGAGCGAGAGCGAGUUCAUGGAGGACUUUGGCCGUUUCUUCGCCGAGGGUCCCGAGAACCCGACAGGUGCUGACUUUGUCCGGUUCGCGGAAUCACUUCGCGUCACCAAUGGAAAGGAAGAGGCCGAGCUGGAUCCUCACAGCGUGCUGGUUCCUGACCUUUUCGGCCCCAACGAGACUAUCGACGAGCCCCGUGUGGAAGAACGCAAGACCGCAGAAGAGCGUGGUGAGAAGGAGCGUUCGUUGGCGGCAGAGGAGAUGACUGAUGCUCUCAAGAGCCUUCUCCUCGCCACGGGCUACACAGAGCGCCAGGUCAGGGAUCUGCGCACCAAGACCCUGGUGUCCCACAGCGUCGUGAACCAGACUCGUCUGGGUAAGGUCCGCCGUGCUUACCGCCUUUCCAUCGCUGGCAAUGGCAACGGUCUUUUGGGCAUCGGUGAGGGCAAGUCUGACGAAGCCUCCGAUGCGAAGAUUCAGUCACAGUACCGUGCUAUCCGCAACAUGCAGCCCAUCCCCCGCUACGAGAACCGCACGAUCUUCGGUGAUGUUGAGGGCAAGGUCGGAGCCGUGGAGUUGCAAUUGAUGCACCGUCCCCCAGGCUUCGGUCUCCGUGUCCAGUACCUUAUCUACGAAAUGUGUCGUGCCGCUGGUAUCCACGAUCUCGCUGCGCGGGUCGGACGCUCCCGGAACAAGAUGAACACCGUGAAGGCCGCCUACGAGGCGCUCAUGAGCCAGAAGGAUCCUGAGGAAGUUGCCCGGGCUCGCGGUAGGAAGAUGGUCGAUGUGCGCAAUGUGUACUAUGCAGGCAAGGUCUAA
Molecule: messenger RNA, 1194 nt
Organism: Penicillium maclennaniae
Lineage: Eukaryota; Fungi; Ascomycota; Eurotiomycetes; Eurotiales; Aspergillaceae
Product: mitochondrial 37S ribosomal protein uS5m
Exons: 2
Coding region: 1-1194 (397 amino acids)
Biological process (GO): translation
Cellular component (GO): ribosome
Molecular function (GO): RNA binding; structural constituent of ribosome
Source: RefSeq, a predicted model, not a curated record